AUGGUGGAAGUGAUCCCUAAACAAAUCAAACAUAUUUGGGACACAUGGAAUAUCAGGGGAAUGAUCAUCCUCAGUCUCUCGCUUCAGACGAUUCUCAUUUUCGUUUCUCCCUCGAGGAAACGAACGUCCAACAAGCUUCUGAUCCUUCUCUUGUGGUCCUCGUAUCUAUUGGCAGAUUUGUCUGCGAAUUUUGCGGUCGCGUUGAUUGCCAAGAACCAAGGUAAAGACCCUAAACCCGAUGAUCCUCCUCAAGACAAGAAGCUAGUCGCCUUGUGGGCACCUUUCUUGCUCUUACACCUUGGUGGACCAGACACCAUCACUGCGUUUUCCCUCGAAGACAAUGCUCUCUGGACCAGACAUUUUCUUGGGCUUGUCUUUCAAGCGCUUGCAGGUGUCUAUGUGGUUGUUCAGUCUCUACCCAAUGUACUUUGGGGAAUACUACUUUUACUAUUCACUGCUGGGACUUCUAAGUAUCUGGAAAGGACAAUUGCAUUGUACCUUGCGAGUUCAGACAAGUUCAGGGGAUCGAUGUUGCAGGCCUCCAGUUCAGGGUUUGACUACACCGAGCAAACAAAGAACCUAGAUAUGGACUUAAUACUUGCUUCUGAGAUGUACAUGAAGGAGAACCGCAGACAGCUGAAACCUCUGAAGCUCAUAUUCCCCAACAGAGGCUUGACCCACCUUGAAAUUCUUCAAUAUGCCUUCUUGUUCUUCAACAACUUCAAGAGUAUUAUGGUCAAUAACAUCUUCGGCUUGGAUCUGCGCGAUGAAAGCAAAACAUUCUUUAGCUUAUCGAGACUACAAGAUGAAGAAGCUCUGAGGAUUAUAGAGGCCGAGCUUGACUUUAUCUAUGAAGGCUUGUACACAAAAGGUGCGGUUCUUCAUAGUUUGCUUGGAGUUGUGUCCCGGCUUAUAUCCUUGGGAUCUCUUCUAUCAGCCUUUGGCAUCUUCCAUUAUAGACACACUAAGAUCCAAGAAUUUCACAAAGCCGACAUCAUGAUCACUUACAUGUUGUUCUUAGUUGGCAUAGCUUUGGAUGCUAUAUCCAUCCACAUGUUCAUGGUUUCAGACUGGACAACAGCCAUCCUCGCAAAGCUAAAGGAUGACCCCGACGAGAUGUAUUCAACAAAAGACCGCAUACUCAACUGGAUCCUUUUUCUAAAGACGCCACACUGGAAGCGGCAAACAUGUCGCGAGGGACAUCAGCAUGAGGUGCUUAACACACCGUUUCUACUCAGAAGAUGGAAUGGAAGCAUCAAAAUGUUCAACUUCAUCAAAUACUCCUUCAAUGCAGAUACAGAAAAGAUCCAUGACCCCAGGGGUAGAACCAGAUUAGGUCCCCUUUUCAUUUACGCUAUCUCCACCAUCCAAACUUGGUCCGGAAACAUCGCCAUGUGGUUUCGUGACCUUGACCAGUGUGUUAUCCACAGAGUGAUCACUCUAUCGCCAGGAGAAAAUCUGGUGACUCGUUCUAUUAUCACCAUCUUCCAGAAUUUUGUUGAAUUUUUUAUCCAUGUACCUUACGUUAUCGCGUUUCUUGGUGCCUGCUUGAUCAACUUCUUGGGCAUCAAGGAUCUCUUCCAUGAGAUAAGACUGGUAAGAUCUGUACAUAGCGAACCCUUGACAAGAAAUCUAUGGUCUUACGUCUUUUCUGAGCUGAAAAUCAAGUCCCAGAUUCCAGAGAACCUGAAGAAUACCAAAACAAAAACCUCGGCCAGGAGAGGUUGGGCGUCAAGCCAUACCCAGAUUCAAAUAGCAGAUCAUGAAAUGCUGUUGCAUUACAUAACAGAUGUCGAUUAUGACCAUAGUCUUUUGAUCUGGCACAUUGCCACCGAGCUCUGUUACCAAGAAGAAGCUUCCACCAAAGAGAAGUGUGAUACAUCUGAGUAUCACAAAGACCGUGAGCACAGCAAAAUCCUUUCCGACUACAUGAUGUAUCUCUUGAUCAAGCAGCCCAAGCUGAUGUCAGAGAUAGCUGGCAUAGGGAAAAUCAGAUUCAGAGACACCUUGGCGGAAGCUGAAAGAUUCUUCGACAAGAUGGGUAUCAGAAGCUCUAGGAGUGUGAAAUUAGCUUGUGAGAAAAUUCUUUCAGUCGAUACCAGCAUCGAACCAAGAGAUGUCAAAGGAACUCAUAGCAAAUCGGUGUUAUUUGAGGCAUGUAUACUGGCCAAAGAACUUCUGAGACUGGAGAAAGACAAAUGGAGAACACUCAGCAUAGUGUGGCUGGAGUUCCUCUUCCACGCAGCAUCACAUUGUGACGGUACAACGCGUAUGGAGCUACUUAGCAAAGGUGGGGAGCUAAUCAAUUUCGUUUGGCUACUAAUGGGUCACUUAGGCAUGGGGGAAUGA
Molecule: messenger RNA, 2349 nt
Organism: Arabis nemorensis
Lineage: Eukaryota; Viridiplantae; Streptophyta; Magnoliopsida; Brassicales; Brassicaceae
Source: the annotation of a GenBank genome assembly